AUGAGGGCGGAGCAGCAUGUGAGGAAGCUGAGGGAAGAACGUCCGGAGCUGCUGGGGGAGAAAAUGGUAAAAGAAGCCGUGAGAGGAGCUGAGACGGGUGUGAGGAGCAUAAAAGUAGGGAUGGCGUGCGACUGGGGGACAGGAGACCUACGGGUAGGAGGAUGGGAAGGUCCAGUGUGGGACAAAGCCCAGGAGCAAGAGGAAGCAGAGAGGGAGAGCAAGGAAGUGGGGGCAUGGGAGUGCCUGCCUGUGGGGGAAGAAAGGCAGCAUACAAUGGAAAAUGCGACGAGUCAGGAAGCAGAAGAGGCCGUGAAGACGGUAAGGUGGAUUAAGGGAGGAACAUGGGCAGAUGAGCCGAUGCGGCUAGCAUCCCAGGUGCUGUCAGAAUCCAGGGGAAUGGAAGAGGCUGAGAAGUGGGCGGCCUGGGAGGGAGGCAAGGCAGUAGGACACCUGAAGGAAGUGAUACUGGCAUUGGUGGAGGACCUACAUGUGGUGCAGAUGGGGGAUGCGUGCAGCUAUGAACAGUGGCAGCAGCUGGGUGGCAGGGGGACAGAAGAGGCUGUAGGGGCAGGGCAGACAGAGACGGACAAAGGAGGACAACAGAAGAGGGGGCGGGUGCAAGCGGGGCGAACCACCAGCUUCCCCCGUUCCUCCCUCCAGCCACUCAUUCCACUGCUAAAGAAUGUCCCUCCAGAGGCCUACACAGCUCUCCCAUUCCUUUUCAGCCUCGCCAUAGUGAACCCAAUCCGCAUAGCAUCUGGCGGUCUACCUCUUGAUGCCUCUCCCUUGGAUCGCUUGGAGAAGCUAAGGGACAAUCUGCUCGGCCUGCUGCCAUCCCUCCCUCUUCUCACGGAGUUGCUCCCACAAGCCACGUUGGAGUGGAAGCUACACCUGCUGGAAACAGGCUCUGCCUUCACAGAGCCUCUGCUGCCUUCCAUUCGUGCGCCAACACUCAUUAUUGCCGGGAGUGACGACCAACUUCUUCCCAGCAAGGAGGAAUCUGGUCGCUUGCAGGAGAUUCUUACCAGAGCCAAAGCCCGGACGGUGGUGCGGGUGUUUGAGGGCUCAGGGCAUGCGCUGCUGCUGGAGUCCGGUUUAGACCUCGCGUCAACCAUCAAGGGGGCCCACAUGUACAUUCAGAGGCGAGGGGACGACCCUGUGGUGUCAGGUUUCCAGCCUCCCACUGUUCAGGAGCUAGCUCGGGCCAAAUCAGGGCUCGACGGGUUUCUUCGCCGCUUCUGCAGCCCCGUUUUUCUCUCAACAGUUCUUGAGGAAUCUCCUAGCAAUGCGAUUGCUGCUAGCGAAUCUUCCAGUAAUGGAGGUCGUCAUAAUGGGACUGCUAAUAAAGAGGCUAGUAACGGGGCUGCUAGUAACGGGGCUGCUAGUAACGGGGCUGCUAAUAACGGGGCUGUUAGUAAUGGGGCUGCUAUUAACAGGGCUUCUGGUAAUGGAGCCGCUGUUUCGGACUCGCAAAAUGGAAAUGCAAGCAGUAGAAGUAGCAGCAGCAGCAGCAGUAUAUCAACAGAGCAGCACCAAAAGCAGCAGAAGCAGCAGCAAGAGCAGCGGCAGCGGCAGCGGGUGGUGGUGGGCUUAGAGGGAUUGCCAGCCUGCGAGCGGCCGCUGCUGUUUGUGGGCAAUCACCAGACUCUGGCGCCGGAGAUGAGCGUUUUGGUAUCAGAGCUCAUGGCGCACGGCGUGGUGGUUAGAGGCCUCGCGCACCCCCUUGCCAUCGAAAUGUUCCACGAUAUCAACAUGCUGGUGGAGCAGGGCGAGCAGUACAAGGUGUUCGGAGCGGUGCCUGUCACCCCCGCCAACACGUACAAGGUUCUCGCCAACAAGGAAGCUGCGCUGCUGUUUCCUGGAGGCGUUCGGGAGGCUCUGAAGAAGAGGGGAGAGGACUAUCAACUGUUUUGGCCUGAGCGAGCAGAGUUUGUUCGCAUGGCGGCAAAGCACGAAGCAACAAUCAUCCCCUUCGCAUGCAUUGGUGUGGACGAUGGGUUCGAUAUUCUAGUAGAUGCGGACGAAAUGCCCAGUGUGCCCGUCAUUGGUCCCAUGGCAGUGGAGGGCGUGCAGGCAUGGCCCAGAGUCAGGGAUGCAGCAGCAGCAGGGGCAGCAGCAGAGCAGUUCAUCCCACCAGUUGUGGUCCCCAAAGGCCUCAACCGCCUCUACUUCCUCUUCAGGGCACCCAUCAGAACAAAGGGCAUGAAGCACCUGCUAACAGACAAGGCAGCAGCAGCAGAGCUGUAUGCACAUGUGAAGGGGGAGGUGGAGGGUGGGCUGCAGUAUCUUCUGAAAAAGAGGGAGGAGGAUCCAUACAAUGACCCUGUGCCGCGGUUGCUUUAUGAGGCCACGUGGGGAGGGGAGAAGCAGGCUCCCACGUUUAAGCCUUGA
Molecule: messenger RNA, 2391 nt
Organism: Closterium sp. NIES-65
Lineage: Eukaryota; Viridiplantae; Streptophyta; Zygnematophyceae; Desmidiales; Closteriaceae
Source: the annotation of a GenBank genome assembly